Biomphalaria glabrata is the source of this 1391-nucleotide messenger RNA. RefSeq names its product transmembrane protein 138-like. The record is from RefSeq and is a predicted model, not a curated record. Bases 456 to 944 code for a protein of 162 amino acids. Gene Ontology annotation, cellular component: cilium. Lineage: Eukaryota; Metazoa; Mollusca; Gastropoda; Planorbidae. The transcript has 4 exons.
ACAAUAAGAUAACGAUCAACGAGACUAGACUACGUAUCGAUAGUAAACAUUAUGGCGACGGGAAGUUUCCUGUUUAAAAAUCAUAGAUUUGCCCAAGGCGUUUGACAAAGAAUGCAAUCCUAAAUAAAAUGCAAAGUAAAAUUUGGAAACACGUUAACAGAUUUGAAACUAAGAUGAACAUGAUACAAAUGUCCACACAAGCUUAUUACAUUACAAUUAUUCGAAUAAAAUCUGAGAUCGAAAAUAAGGCCAACGAAAGACAAUAAUAAUAAUAGAGUUUUUAAUAUUAAAAUUAUUAACUCACUGUCACUGUGAAAAAGUGUGUUAAUCAUGCAUUAACAUGAUUUGAUUAACAGUUACCUUCAAACUUAAAACAUCUAUUCGUGCAUCUGUUUGUGUAGCACUUUUAAAAGUAAUUUUCAACUAUUUUUAGCUCCAGUCCUGCGGUUUUAAAAAUGAUGCUUGUUGGGAGAUACAGGCCAAUUCUGCUUCUACAGUACUUACUUUUAAUCAUUGACAUUUUUAUGAAUUCUUUUACAGAGUUACUACGAUUUCAAAAUGUAAUCCUUCUUGUUUUAUAUGUGAUUCAAGAUUUUUGUCUCAUCUUUGCCGUCAUCAUCAUAUUUUUACUGUUUUUCUCCACCUUCAUAUUUCAAGCUGGGCUGGUGAACAUCCUGGUGUCAAAGUUCAAAGUUCCUAUCAUUGUGACGUUUAUUUAUUUUGCUCUGUGUGUGGCGCUACAUGUCUGGACUAUGAAUCUUCGCUGGAGUAAAGUGAAUUAUUAUAUCUGGGAUAACAGUGGAUAUCAUGUUUUGUUUGCUUUUCAAAGGAUAGCCGCUGUGUUUUAUUAUUACUUUUACAAAAGGUCAGCCUUGAAGCUGGGAGAACCAAAUUUUUACGAAGAUUCUGAUUGGAUACACAGAGAGUUUGAAAGGCGUAGAUAAUGAUCCGCUACAUUCCUAGUGCUGUGUCAUUGUGCAGGUUCAAAACUGCCAGUGUGUCUUAAGAUUAAUGUGUAUUUAUGUGUACCAACAAUUUGUAUGUGUCUCAAAAGACAAUGUAUUUACUGGUCAGGGCAGAAUUUUUUUUUUGUAUACUUGGCGGCAUUUCCUAGAGAGGUGGACUUGACUACUUUUGCUGCAUAAAAAUAUCACUUUCUUGAGUCAUACAAUGAUGCUGUUUUCUUUCACUUUCUCCUGUCUAAGGCUGCCUCCAUCCUGUUGCGCUCUGUCCCCAUGCUCUAUGCUUGUUAAUUUCCUUCCACCCAUUUUCAACAUCUUCAGUUAUCAGGUCCUUCUUACAGAAAAUUCAGUAUACUAUAUCCCUUAUCUGAUAAUGGAUGUAUUUUGUAAAAAAAACUAUGUAUAUUAUAUAUAUAUGAUAUAUAUAUA